This is a messenger RNA of Caenorhabditis angaria, 417 nucleotides long. Lineage: Eukaryota; Metazoa; Nematoda; Chromadorea; Rhabditida; Rhabditidae. The record is from the annotation of a GenBank genome assembly.
AUGAAGUUCCUUGUUCCUCUCCUUUUUCUUCUCACUAUCAUCGCCUUUUCAAAUUGCGAAACCCCCGCGGAGAUCGUCAAAAACUUCGAAGCCAAAAUCAUCUCCAUCCUCGCUGCAAAAAAUUUCGAUGAUUUCGAGAAAUACGUUGAUAUGGCUAUUGAAUUAACUACCAAUGAAACGAACAGAAGAACAAUUGGGAUUCGAAGGGAAGAUCUUAUCGGUGGCUUGAAAAAUGGGACUUUCACUUUGUUCAAGGGAAUUGGUCCAAAUGAUGUUCCAAAAAUCAAAAACUAUGAUCACAUAAUUGAAACAUAUCGGAAUUUUACAAAUGGACGAAAAUUGAGAUAUAGGAUUGAUAAGACAACGUCUAAUGAUCUUGGAUACAUAAUUACAAUAUAUUACGAUGUUAACGUAUAA